AUGGUGAACAAACUGAGUGGUGUUGAUCGUGUGCGAGCUCAUCUGUUAGGAGAAGGCCCAGGCAGCAAGGAUAUUGUGAGUUGUCCUCUCAUCCCAGGUAACAAGAAAGCGGAUCUGCUCAAUAUGCAAAAGGUUAUUGAUUCCGAGAAAGGGGCAAGGGGGAAGAAACGGCCGAAUGAAUCUGGUGGUGCUUCUAUGAGAAUGGAUGGCAAUGUCCAAGGGUUUCCACCGGUGGAAGUUGCCAGGCAUGGUGUGCCUUAUGCACCACCAAAAUAUGAUGAUCUCCGGGAUAAGCUUUUGGUGAAAGAGAAACGAUUCAUUGACAUUGAGAUGGCGUCCUUGAGGAAGCAGUGGGAGCAGAGGGGUGCAACCAUAUGCGCAGACGGGUGGGCAGAUAGGAGGAAUCGGCAUAUCAUGGGGCUUGUGGCAUAUAGUCAAGGACGAGGAGCUUUUUUGAAGGCUAUCGACAUUUCCUUAACAGGAAAAACAGCUGAAAAUACUCUGCGCUGCUGGGAAGAAGGCAUUAACAUUGUAGGUGCAGAGAACGUUGUCAUGGUUGUGACCGAUGGGGAAAAUGCAAACAGAGCAGCAGCAGCACUUUUGCAACAGAGGUACCCGAAAAUUCAAUGGGCAGCAUGUUUUGCCCAUUGCUUGAACAAUGCCUUGAAAGACUUCGGUGUACUUCCAUGGAUGGCAACACUUCUGGAGCGUGGAAAGUCUUUGGUGAUCUUCGUUAGAAACCACUCUCAUAUAGUGGCACUGCUGGCGGAGUUUACUCACAAGCGAUUGCUGCGUUAUUGUGAUACCAGGUUCGGCUACAACUUCAUUAUGAUGGAGAGGCUGGUGGAGCUCCGAGAAGCUUUACAACAGAUGUUCGUAUGCCCUGCGUACAGAGCAAGGCCUGAGUCGAAGUCGAGAGCAGGAAGGGACAGUUAUGCAACGGUUUUUGAUGACAGUUUUUGGCAAUAG
This is a messenger RNA of Selaginella moellendorffii, 969 nucleotides long. RefSeq lists its product as uncharacterized. The record is from RefSeq and is a predicted model, not a curated record. The transcript has 2 exons. Lineage: Eukaryota; Viridiplantae; Streptophyta; Lycopodiopsida; Selaginellales; Selaginellaceae. Bases 1 to 969 code for a protein of 322 amino acids.